This is a messenger RNA of Neogale vison (American mink), 1796 nucleotides long. RefSeq names its product membrane associated ring-CH-type finger 5 (gene MARCHF5). The transcript is spliced from 6 exons. Gene Ontology annotation, molecular function: zinc ion binding. Lineage: Eukaryota; Metazoa; Chordata; Mammalia; Carnivora; Mustelidae. The record is from RefSeq and is a predicted model, not a curated record. Bases 303 to 1139 code for a protein of 278 amino acids.
GCAGCAACUCGGCGCCCGCGGUCCAUGGACCGGAACCCCGGGCCGACGGGCAGGAACCCGGGCCGCUUUCGCCGCCUCCCCUCCCCAGACUCCUCCUCCUCGCUCUCCACCGCCUCCUCCGGACGCCCGCAGGACGCGCACCGCCGCCUCCGGGCUCGCGGAGCCACCCCAGGAGGCUGGGCGGCGGGUUCGCGGCUGUCGGAGGACUGAGGCCUACUCCGCCGCCUCUCAGUGCUAUUGUCCCUGGGCCGGGUCCUGACCAGGUCCACUGGGGAGGGCCGAGUGCGCCGGCUCCGCGGAAGAUGCCGGACCAAGCCCUACAGCAGAUGCUGGACAGAAGUUGCUGGGUGUGUUUUGCCACUGAUGAAGACGAUAGAACAGCUGAAUGGGUGAGACCAUGCAGGUGCAGAGGAUCUACAAAAUGGGUUCACCAGGCUUGUCUGCAGCGCUGGGUAGAUGAAAAACAAAGAGGAAACAGUACAGCCAGAGUGGCAUGUCCUCAGUGCAAUGCUGAAUACUUAAUAGUUUUUCCAAAGUUGGGUCCAGUUGUUUACGUCUUGGAUCUUGCGGAUAGACUGAUCUCAAAAGCUUGUCCAUUUGCUGCAGCAGGAAUAAUGGUUGGCUCUAUCUAUUGGACAGCUGUGACUUAUGGAGCAGUGACAGUGAUGCAGGUUGUAGGCCAUAAAGAAGGUUUGGAUGUUAUGGAGAGAGCUGAUCCUUUGUUCCUUUUAAUUGGACUUCCUACUAUUCCUGUCAUGCUGAUAUUAGGCAAGAUGAUACGCUGGGAAGACUACGUGCUUAGACUAUGGCGCAAAUACUCAAAUAAACUACAAAUUUUGAACAGUAUAUUUCCAGGCAUUGGUUGUCCUGUUCCUCGAAUUCCAGCUGAGGCUAAUCCUUUAGCAGAUCAUGUCUCUGCCACCCGAAUUUUGUGUGGAGCCCUUGUCUUUCCUACUAUUGCGACAAUAGUUGGUAAACUGAUGUUCAGUAGUGUUAACUCUAAUUUACAAAGGACAAUCUUGGGUGGAAUUGCUUUUGUUGCCAUAAAAGGAGCAUUCAAGGUUUACUUCAAACAACAGCAAUAUUUACGUCAGGCACAUCGCAAAAUUCUAAAUUAUCCAGAGCAAGAAGAAGCAUAAAACUGUGACUUCUAGUUGUUCUGCAGUCCUCUCAUCCUUAUGAGUCUGUUGUGUUGUUCUGAUUCCAUCAUUAAUGCACAGUAGUGGAGACUUAUGAUAAGCUGCUGCUCAUAUUUUUAAGAAAUAUAAUAAAGCACUUAGGGCAGGGGAAAUCCUCUCAGUAAUCACGGAACCUGAAGUUGUGAUUUGUUUUCAUUGUUUUGUAUGUAAUUCUUUUAUGGCAGUCAUCUGAACCAUUAUCUUAGCAUGGUAAACCUGGAUUUUGUUCAUAUUUUCUCCAAAUAGAAAUGUAAAGAUCAAACUGUGCAAAUAUUUAAAAAUGCACAUGCUGUUUAAUUCAAAUGCCUCUUUUGUACAUGUUCAUGUUCAGUGUUUUCUUAGAAUCAGCAACUCAAUGAAGGUACUAUGAGGAUUUUUUUUCACUGACAUAAUUUGAUUACAUGCUAAAUAGGAGUAUAUGUUAAUAUGAGGAAAUGUAAAUUAGUUAUAAAAAAUAACAAACCAAAAAUGUAUGUAAACAUUCAAAUGAUUAUCUGAACAAAUGAGAUUUCGUUGUGUUUUUCUUAACCCAUGUGACAUCCUCUAAUGUGUAGGGUAAAAAUUCACAGGGCUUCCAAAUCACUUUUUCACUAUUAAAUUUUAUUUAUAUAAUAUUGA